AUGCCGUUCAAGCGCUCACUCGCCUCAUACCCGGGCGUGCCCCCAACGGCGCGCAGUAGACCGACACUCCUGCAUGAAGGGUUUGCCUUAACUCCACCGACCCUGACCAUUGUAGACAGGCCGGCCUCCGCGGCAUCGGUCACUGCUCCCCACACUCCGGGCGGAGGGCCACGGGACAGGGGCUCGGGAGAACCCAAGCCUUACGGCAGAGGGUCGGCAGAGGCAGCCAUCGCCGCGGCACAAGACCCGCAAGCAUGCAGAGCGGAGCUGUCGAAAGACAUCAUGGCGGAGUCGACCAAAGGUCCGGCCGCAUCACGUCAGAAACUUUGGGCUACGCUGGCCGUGACCGCAGGAUGGUCAGACCCCUUCCACUUGGACCCAAACAUGAUCUUCACCGUCAUGGGGGCUCUCAAGACUGGAGGGUAUCGAUCAGCACAGCUCUACCUGGACACUGCGAAGAACUGUCACAUUGCCCUCGGUCAGCCAUGGGAUUGCCAGCUUCAACAAGCCUACCGGUCCGCCGUGCGCAGUUGCAAGCGCGGCAUUGGACAUCCCAAGCAGGCGGCUCACCUCCCUUUGGUACAGGUAGCCGAGUUGUUGGGCGACAGUGCUCUAGCCCCAGGCGGUCCAACACAGCCAGUGUCAGCGACCAUACUCGCAUCAUGGUGGCUUUUGCGUGAGAUUGAGGCAUCUCGGGCACGCCGCAAACACGUGACCAUCGAGAUAGCCACACUCAAAGCAUCAUGGCGACUACCUAGUUCGAAGACGGAUCAGGCAGCCCUUGGAGCGACGCGGUCACAUACGUGCGCAUGCUCCGUGCACACCAAGAGGUUGUGCCCUUUCCACGUACUUUUGGAACAUUUGGACAGGCUGCCGGACGGACCCGAACAACUUCUUUUCCCAGCUGAAGACGGAUUGGAAUCCACCAAGAAAGGUUGGGCCGAUACCUUUGAGGCAAUCGCCAAACGGCUUCAGUUGCCCACGGUGCACGACAACGGGGCAAGAGCGUACACUGGACACAGCGCCAGAGUUACCGGAGCCCGGUUCAUGGCCAUGCGCAACAUUGAGUUGUGGCGAAUUCAGCUGUUCGGCCGAUGGGGGUCGGAUGUGUUCUUACAUUACAUCCAAGAUGCCCCAGUCGCGCAACUGGACAGACUGGCACUAGAAUCGACCGCGGCCAUGUCGGUGCGCAAAGCCCAGGAGGAACUCAGCACACUCCAACAACGCAUCAAGGAUUGCAAAGCAACCUUCAUGCCUCCGGAAUCGCAAAUGUUGGAAGAUUGCGAAGCCUCAGUGCACCUCAGUGUGCCCGAUGAAAAUCUGCCAGGAAACUACCGGCUCUUCUAUGGCUUCGUGUCUACCACGGGUGCUCUCAACGUGCUGGUCUUAGCCACCGCAGUGGCACAGAUAGCCUUACGCCCCUUGGAGUGA
Molecule: messenger RNA, 1431 nt
Organism: Durusdinium trenchii
Lineage: Eukaryota; Dinophyceae; Suessiales; Symbiodiniaceae
Source: the annotation of a GenBank genome assembly